Molecule: messenger RNA, 1681 nt
Organism: Salmo salar (Atlantic salmon)
Lineage: Eukaryota; Metazoa; Chordata; Actinopteri; Salmoniformes; Salmonidae
Product: vasopressin V2 receptor-like
Biological process (GO): cellular response to hormone stimulus; regulation of systemic arterial blood pressure by vasopressin; positive regulation of vasoconstriction
Cellular component (GO): plasma membrane
Molecular function (GO): peptide binding; vasopressin receptor activity
Source: RefSeq, a predicted model, not a curated record
AUGCACCCGUUUAACAGCAGUCUCGGGAACUUCAGUAUGAUGCUGGAGGUUGAGGACACGCCCAGGGAUGAGAAACUGGCCAAAGUAGAGAUCGCGCUGCUCAGUGUUAUCUUCGUAAGCGCCUCUAUCCUGAACACCGGGCUAUUACUGGUUCUGUGGAAGCGGCGCAAACAGGUCUCCAGGAUGCGUGUCUUCGUGUUCCAUCUGUGCAUCGCAGACCUGGUGGUUGCGUUUUUCCAGGUUUGCCCGCAGCUCAUGUGGGACAUUACGGACAGGUUCAUUGGACCAGACCUGGUGUGCCGCUUGGUGAAGUAUCUGCAGGUAGUGGGCAUGUUUGCGUCCACCUACAUGAUCGUGGUGAUGACCAUUGACCGCUACCAGGCUAUAUGCAACCCCAUGGUCAAGUUUCAGAGGAGGCACGCGCGCUGGAACAUCCCAGUGUUCGUCGCCUGGACGAUCUCCCUCGUGGGCGGCCUGCCUCAGAUUUUCAUCUUCUCGAGGGUCCAGGUGGCGCCCGGGGUGUUCGACUGCUGGGCGGACUUCAUCCAGCCCUGGGGCCUGAAGACCUACAUCACUUGGACCACGCUGGUCAUCUUUGUCUUACCCAUUUUGACCGUGGUGGUGUGCCAGGUGCAAAUAUGUCGAGCCAUCCAGGUCAACCUUUAUCUAAAGACGCAUCAGGAGGGGGGCAGCGGGGUGGCCUUUCCACUGCCCUCCAGAGCCAGCAGCGUGGCCAGGGUGUCCAAAGCACGAAUCAAGACCGUGAAGAUGACGGUGGUUAUUGUGCUCGUCUACAUCAUCUGCUGGACUCCGUUCUUCAUGGUCCAGCUUUGGUCUGUUUGGGACAUGGACGCGCCGACGGAAACGACAACGUUCACCAUCCUGAUGCUGUUGGCGAGUCUGAACAGCUGCACAAACCCCUGCAUCUACCUGCUCUUCAGCGGCCAGCUGCCCAAGAAGCUGGAAACGGUGCUGUGCCGGAGUCCGAAAGACUCCUUUAAUGAUGAGGCCGCGGUGGUCAGCUCGCUCUACGUGAGCUUCAAAAGCAUUUCCGACUCCAAAUAGGCAGCUCUAAUACGCAGCUCUAAUGACGGGCUAUUUCCAUGCUAUUUACUCCCUCGAUAUCAUGGUCAAGAUAUGUCAAGUGAUCUUUCGGGGACAUUAAAGCACUCACUAUAAUGGAGCCAGAAAUAGGUAGGGUAAUUGUGAGCGGACCGUAGGGUAUGUGCGCAAAUACGCGCCAAAUCCUGGGGGGUAAACCACCGCUAAUGGAUAAAGGCAGCCGGUUGGUGCGGUAGGCUGGUGCUGAGCGUCACAGGGAACUAAAUCACGGGUGUAAAACCUCUGUCAGACAACAUAGGAAUGAGAGACAUUGUGACAAGGUGUGGUCAACAUGUCGGUGGAGUCCAGAAAAUAGAUUCCUUUGGUACCUUUUGUGAAUAAUUGUCCAAAUCUAAUCUCACAAAAUCCAUGUUAACACCUGCAAACUGUUUGACAAAAUGUUGUAUAGCAGGCAUAUAGAAUGCAUUUACUGCCUAUUAUUAUUGUUAUAUUUAAUACAUAUAUUGUAAACGAUCAAACUUUCAUCAUCAACAGUGGAGAAGCUGUUUAGUGCUUUUAGGAUUAUUUAUUUAUUUAUUUAACCUUUAUUUAACUAGGCAAGUCAGGCCAGGCAGAAACA